Messenger RNA from Sinocyclocheilus grahami, 542 nucleotides. Its product is annotated as integrin alpha-L-like. Gene Ontology annotation, molecular function: integrin binding. Gene Ontology annotation, biological process: cell-cell adhesion; cell-matrix adhesion; cell adhesion mediated by integrin. The transcript is spliced from 4 exons. The record is from RefSeq and is a predicted model, not a curated record. NCBI's taxonomy places the organism in Eukaryota, Metazoa, Chordata, Actinopteri, Cypriniformes, Cyprinidae. Gene Ontology annotation, cellular component: external side of plasma membrane; integrin complex. The annotation marks the transcript as partial.
CGGGAUCAGGAUCUGAAUUCAGAGAGACAGAGAUCAUCGAUCCAGCUGUAAAUAAAGACUCGUACAUGGGUUACUCUACUGUGCUGGGAAUGAGAUGCCGCGUCUCUCUUCUGUUCUCUGGAGCGCCGCGGGCCGAACACACAGGUCUGGUGACCCUCUUCACCAAGAAUGAAAGCACAUGGACAGUGACGAGGAACAUCAGCGGAGAACAAAUUGGCUCAUAUUUCGGAGCGUCUCUGAGUCUGUUGGAUGUGGACUCUGAUGGAGACUCAGAUUUCCUUCUGGUCGGAGCUCCAUUAUUUUACCAGUCUCAGCCGAGGGCUGAAGGGAGGCUGUACGUCUAUGCUUUAUCAGAGCAGUAUUUUCAAAAGACGCUGCAGUCAACCACAGGCAGAUUUGCUGCGUCUGUGGCUUCACUAAAGGACCUGAAUGGAGACGGUCUGUCAGAUGUGGCGGUCGGGGCUCCGCUGGAGGAUGAAGGAGUCGUCUACAUCUACCUGGGUGAUGGGACACAUGGCAUAAACCCUGAACACACUCCUCAG